CUCGGGCACUGGGCUCGAACUUUGGCCGCCGCCUGCGGGAAAGUGUCCAUGGGCCGGAUCUAAGCCCAGCCCCUCUGCAGCCUCACCUGGCUCCCUGGACAGGGCGAGGGAGCUGUCCGAGGUACUGCACGUGGAUCAUGGUGGAAACCUUGAAAGUGGCUGUUCUUGGAGCUCCCAGGGUGGGGAAAACCGCCAUCAUCCGCCAGUUCCUGUACAACGACUUCACAGACACCUACAGCCCCACGGGGUCCCGUGACAUCUACAGACCUUCGCUCAUCUACAACGGAAACAUGUACGACAUGAAGAUCAUGGACGUCCCCUACUUAACUGCCUUCCCAGCAAACAGCUCUCAGGCAGCACCUCCAGUGGUGGGGUGGAGGCUGAUGGGAUGGCUCUCCUGCCCCCCCUCCCCCAAGCAGCCUGCACUCUCCCUCCCCCAGGAGUGGUUGGACCUGAAGUGCCAUGGGCUGAGGAACACCAACGCCUAUGUGCUGGUGUAUGACAUCUGCAACCCCGAGAGCUUCGAGUAUGUGAAGAUGAUCCAGCAGCAGAUCAUGGAGAACAGGGCAGGUGGCGCCCGUGAGGCCCCCAUCAUCGUGGUGGGGAAUAAGCGGGACCAGCAGAAGCAGCGCUUCAUGCCGCGUCGGACGCUCUCGGUGCUGGUGAAGAAGAGCUGGAAGUGCGGCUACAUGGAGUGCUCUGCCAAGUACAACUGGCACAUUGUCCUGCUCUUCAAGGAGAUGCUGAGCAGUGCGCUGGCCUGGGGCUGCAAACACCACUCCACUAUGCGCCCCCAGGGCGCGCUGCACACAACCCGAUGCAGCCUCAUGUGAGACAUGCUGCCAGCCACCUCCAAGGGGGUGCUCCCUCUGCUCUGGGAGGAGUAGGGGGGCGGGUUGGGAACUGGUUACCCAUCGCCACCUGAAAUGGGCUCUAUGUGCAGAGGGGACCCUCCCACCACCACCUCCCCUCUCCUGGCGCCAGGGGUUCCACUGUGUCAUCGUUCUGGGCACCUGUGCCCCAACUUCUCAGGGACUGAGCACAGGACGCAGGCUCCAGAGCCAGUGAGAAUGGGGAUGACCUAAGCAUGGUGAAAGACAUAAGUUGUGGUCCUCCUUAUUUAAAUGUGAAUCCCAGAGCUGGCUUAUGGUGCUGAUGCGGGGCAGUGCGGGGGGCUGCUGAGGUUGCAGAUAUGAUGGGGACAGAGAGUGGGGGGAGAUGUGAUCUGCUCACCCCCCUACCCUAAAGCCUCCAUUGGUGAGUGCCAUAGCACCCAAAGGAGCUCAAGUCAGGUGCACAAAGGUUUGUGUGGAGAAAAUCCCUACUGGGGAAAGUCUGCAGGGACUGAGCACAUGCUCAUAGCCCCCCAAACACGUUCCUUAGCUGUGACCGUUUGGCCAGCUGGUUUUACGCCCAUGUUGGGGCGAGGGGCAAAAUGUUUUCAACAAAACUUUCUUUUACAAAACGUUGCAGCCUUUUCAACCAAACCAAACAUGAGAAUUUUGGUCAAAAUGUUUCAUUAUUUUUUUAAACAAUUUUUUUAAUGUUUUGGUUCAUGUGGGUGGGGAAAAAAAAUCCCCGUUGCUACCACUGCUCCUCCCCCUAACCCUCCACUCUUGUUUGCUGAUGGA
Messenger RNA from Dermochelys coriacea (leatherback sea turtle), 1631 nucleotides. RefSeq names its product RAS like family 10 member A (gene RASL10A). The transcript has 3 exons. Gene Ontology annotation, molecular function: GTP binding; GTPase activity. The coding region runs from base 138 to 833 and encodes 231 amino acids. The record is from RefSeq and is a predicted model, not a curated record. Lineage: Eukaryota; Metazoa; Chordata; Testudines; Dermochelyidae.